AGUUACAUACUGACAAACUGACAAACUGACAAACUGACAAACUGACAUACAAGUGAAGCUAAUAAAAAGCGUGUAAAAAUGCGUACAGUGCAAGGGAUUGCUGGAUUUAGAAAAUAUCAAAAGAGAAGAACGACGUUGUUACGUCCUGGGACGACACAAAUGUAAUCGACUGCUUGUUUUUACGGUCAGACAACUAAAUGCCUCUACCCUGGGAGUGGCAGUCACACUUAUUGACAGAUCUCUUUGAUUUAGAAACUUAUUGAAUAAUCAACGCUAAAGGGAUGACCAUCAGAACCGGUUGGAAAAAGGAAAGGAGGAGAAAGUGAAAUAUUAAAGGAAGAAAUUAAAUAUCUUACUUACGAUUUGAGUAAUAUUAAAUAGGUGUUUUAUUUAUAACUGGUACACUCAGGAUGUUGUUACGGAACACUUCUCUACUGGGUUGUUACGAUUGGAAUUGGUCAGUGAGCAAUUGCGUCAAGUUGGAUUUUAGGUCGUCUUCGUUGUUGAAGGUGCUGUCACAGGGACUUGGCGUUGAUUCGUCUAGAGGUUGGAGAUGUUGAAACUGGAGGGUGGAGAUGUUGAAACUGGAGAGUGGAGAUGUUGAAACUGGAGAGUGGAGAUGUUGAAACUGGAGAGUCCUCCGAGGUUGAGUACACGAAACACUAGGUUGAUUGUAAACUUUAAUGCUCGGGUUGGUGAGUGAUGGAGUCUGAUUCGAUAUUAACUCUGUUGUUUUUAAUUUUGAUUUUCGAAAUCGAUGUUUGAUUUCAAUGGAAAUACGUAGAUGUUGAUUAGAAAUUGAAAUUUGGUUGAUUGGAAUUUUAUUCAACACAAAAGAGUUCCCAAAAUUGAAUUUUUACUGUGUAUUGUACUAGACUCGCUGAGAGCUUCCUCGCAGCUUAAAAGUUUUCUACGCACUGACUGUGGUAGUCCGAUGCUUGCCUUUUUAUAAUACUACUAAGGGAUGGACUUGAUAGUGGAAUGUUCCUCAGGUGACACACUUUAGACUGGUGUAGGGAUACCGCUCCUGCGAAUUCUAAGAAUUCUGUAGUUGUGUUCGUCUUGUUCGUGAAAGACCUUUAACGCAAUAGGUCUGUUGGACAUUCGCAUAAUUAAUGUUUGCACUCUUCUUUUUCAUGGAGUCCUGAUCCCACGCAUGCGAAUACGUCGUGACAUGUCGCACCCUUAACCUUAGCGUGAAGCUCCCUCUUUUGUUUUCUGUUCUCCUGUUCUUGUCAGUCACUCAAUCGUCGUUUCGGCCUGUGUUCAUUUCUUUUUCGGCACUCCCUUAAUCGAUAUCAAGUCCUCUUCUUCUUUUACUUUCUUAAAUCCUGAUCCUUCUAUUCCAAUUGUCUUGCAGUAGGAAUAUUUUUUAAUUACUUAUUAAAUUGACCAAAUUUUCCAUCCGUAACAACGACGUGGCUUGAGUUUAAUUUGGCAUGUAUUGUGCACAGCUUGCAAUGUUUCAAACGAAGUUUUUACUGACAAGCAACAUGUAGAUCCAAAGACUAAAAGACAACGUUUCGACAUAAAUUCUAAGAUUGCAAUAGGCGCACUUCACUCUGGGAUCGGAGCAACUCACUUCAAUAAAAUUUUAACCUCUGUUAAUAUGCCAUCUUAUGAAAUUGAACGUAAAUUGACGAUUGAAAAUUCAGAUAGGAUUCAAGAGUCAUUGUAAGCAUUAUUACUAGUUUAGAUGUUUUUAUGUUGUAAAAAAUUGAUAACAAAUUCUACGAUCAAUACUCUUCUACGAUUUAUACUUCAAUAAUCUCGGAUUUUUAAAUAUUGCACAGUAAAAACUGUGUUAGAUUAUACAAUUGUAAAUAAGGAUUUUAAUUGGAGCAAUGAAUUAAAAACCGUCGAUAAUUUGUAAAUAUUAUACUUAUAAUUAAUGAAGAUUUUCGGUUGGCUGCGCUAUUGGUGAGAAAAAUAUCGGAGAAAGAUACAUUCAAGAAGCUGCAACAAAAAGACUUUUAUCACCUGGCUUUCACACGACUAAGUACGUUAACAGAAGAGAAAAGGAAGCAACACGACGAUCUGUAAAAGCGAAGUGUCCUGAGUUCAAAAAAAGGCGUUUGUUUUUAAAAGAACAGCGUACUAAUCUGCGGAAGAAGAAAGAAGAUAUGGAAGGAACCCAGUAUGAAUCUAAUAUGGGAUUACUUUCCACAGAUGUUGCUCAUGACUCAAUUCUUAAUACAGAGGGUAUUAAUGAAGAUAUAAUUGAAUUUGAUGAUGGAACUCAAGUUUCAGAACCUAUUGCAGUAUUUUUUGAUUUGGAAACAUCAAGCUUUUCUAAACAAUCUGAUAUUCUUCAAAUCGCGGCUCAGUACAAUAAAUCUAAAUUUUCAGUUUAUGAAAACCCUAUUCAAAAAAUUGCAGCACAAGCAUCUGAAGCAAAUGGUUUAACAAAUGUUAGAGGUGAAUUGAUGCUCAAUGGUACUAGAAUACCAUCCAUUCCACUAAGAUUAGCUUUGGAUGCUUUUCGUAAUUUUCUUACGAAACUGAAGCAUCCAGUGGUCUUAGUUACUCACAACUGCAAAUUUGAUGCUCCUAUUCUUAUUAAUUCUGUAAAAAAGAUGACUAUGACUGAUGAUUUUGAGUCUGUAGUUGUAGGUUUUGCAGAUACACUUCCUCUAUUAAAUCAGUAACAAAUCGUAAAGGAAAAGGAGAGUGUACUCUAACUGGUCUAGCUUCGUGGCUUAAAAUUUCUGCGGAUGGUGCGCAUAAUGCUGUAUACGAUGUUUUAAUGCUAGUCAAAAUUAUUGAGAAUCUUAAAAUCAUAACGAAACAAUUAAUCGAUUGUAGCAUAACUUGGAAUGAUACAAUUGCGAGUGUUCUUAAUUCUGAAAAAUCAGCUACACAGUUAAAAACACUCGACAAAUUAGGAAUUUGCAUAUCUACUGGCAUGAAAAAAAAAAUUGCUGAUGCUGAUAUUAGCUAUGAAGACUUAGUGAAAACUUUUCGUGAAGAUGGAGAUGCUGGAAUAAAAAAAUUAUUAGGAAAAGAUGAAAAUAACAAAGUACGAGUUACUAAAACUAAAACUAUAAUUGAAAAUUUAUUGCAUCAUUUAAGAGCAAAAUCUUUAUAAAAUAUUUGAGUUGUUGCAAUAUUAAAAAUA
Cotesia glomerata is the source of this 3118-nucleotide messenger RNA. RefSeq lists its product as uncharacterized. The record is from RefSeq and is a predicted model, not a curated record. Lineage: Eukaryota; Metazoa; Arthropoda; Insecta; Hymenoptera; Braconidae. Gene Ontology annotation, biological process: DNA catabolic process. Gene Ontology annotation, molecular function: nucleic acid binding; 3'-5'-DNA exonuclease activity. The transcript has 2 exons. Gene Ontology annotation, cellular component: cytoplasm. The coding region runs from base 2124 to 2648 and encodes 174 amino acids.